This is a messenger RNA of Drosophila hydei, 2944 nucleotides long. RefSeq names its product SH3 domain-binding protein 5. The transcript has 6 exons. Gene Ontology annotation, cellular component: cytoplasm. The coding region runs from base 515 to 2569 and encodes 684 amino acids. Gene Ontology annotation, biological process: intracellular signal transduction; negative regulation of protein tyrosine kinase activity. Gene Ontology annotation, molecular function: protein kinase inhibitor activity. The record is from RefSeq and is a predicted model, not a curated record. Lineage: Eukaryota; Metazoa; Arthropoda; Insecta; Diptera; Drosophilidae.
AGCGCUCUUGCCCUCACCACCAACUUCUGAGUGUAAAACAUUGAAUGAAAACUAAUAAAAAUAAACAUGUGGUGCACAGUAUUACAAUAGUGUGGCGAGAGUAAAAUAGUGUGACAAGAACAACGGUUUAUAAUCAUAUGAGCUCUAGCAAGCUGUUCGACGCAGUCAACGUGCAUUGAGAGCUUUUUGAGUGCGGCCAUUCAGUCAGCUGGGAUGCGCUUUUAUUUCGUAUUGUUGGGUUCGGUGGUCUGUUUGCAUUUGGCAAAAGCUGUACUCUCUGUGUUGUCAUCGUUAUGUGUGUACGCAUUGUUGUUGCCAAAAAAGCUUUUUCAACUAAUAACUGCUGCGCUUAAUUUUCCACUUGGUGAAUCGAAUUGACACAGUUGCAAUCAGAAUCUAAUUGGAAACGGCGUACGGCUGCACUGCAUCCGCCAUGAUAGCCAAGUGACCAAGCUCGUUAAUUUCAAUACCCAUUUGACGGUUAAUUACGGUUCGAUUAGUUCGGACAGCCGCAAUGUCAACGGAAAGCAAUACGCCCGUGGAUCCCCGUGUCCAGAUCGAGUUGGAAAAGCUUAACACGGCCACCGACAAUAUCAACAAAUAUGAAGUGGAGCUCGAUGAGUCGAAGUGCGAAUUUAAGCGUCUGCUGGCGGAGAGCGUGGUGCGUAUCAAGGCCGCCGCCCACAAGCUGGGCAACUCGAUAGACGCCGCCAAGCCCUACUACGAGUCGCGCAUAUAUGCCGCACAAUUGGCCAAGGAAACGCAGCUGGCGGCAGCCAAUCAUGAGAAGGCCAAGUCCAUACAUGCCGCUGCAAAGGAAAUGGUCUAUCUGGCCGAACAGGGACUCGGCGAGAAGUCCACGCUGGAUACAGCCUGCCAGGAGAUGCUCAGCCAUGCCGCUAGCAAAGUCAAUCAGUCCCAAUUGGAAGUCACCGACACGCGCAACGCCCUCAAGAUGUGCCAACUAAAGCUCGAGGUGGCCAACAAUCGUGUCGGCAAGCUCCAAGGACAGCUCAAACAAGCUUUGCGCUCCUCCAGAUUGCAGCUGCGGCGCAAUUUACUUUUGUUGAGAUACUUUAGCAUUUUGCACGCUUUGUAUUGUAUCCAGUGCUCGCCCUACUAUGAGACGCGUGCGAACUACAAUGGACUGCUGAAGGCGCAAAAGCUGCGCGUCAACGAGCUGGAGUCAAAGGUCAGCGCCGCCAAGUUGACCUACAACGAGGCGCUGAAGAAUCUGGAACAGAUCUCGGAGGACAUACACAGGCAGCGGCAGCAGCGCAACAAUUUGCUUAACUACGAAGCGAUGCUGCGCCAGGUGGACGCCAUUGAUGCCCAGCAGCAGCAACAGUUGCAGUUGCAGCAGCUGCAAUCGGAGGCGGAGCAGCUGCAAUUGGCGGAGCCGGAGGAGGAGUAUUUGCGCAUGCCAGAUCGUCUGGGCAGUGGAGCCAGCUCGCCGCGCCAGAGGCAUGCCGAUCCACAUGACUGUCCGCAUCUGCUGCACGACUUCGAGACGGUGUUGACCUUCCCACAGAAGCUGGCCGGCGGCAUGCACAAGUCGGCCAGCACCAGCGCCACCGACGGCGACAACAAUCUGUUUGCCCAGGCACAGGGUCUGCAUGGACCGUACGAGGUGAAGCCACGCUCGGAGUCUGGCAGCAGCUCUCUGGCCUCGGCGUCGGCCUCUGCCUCGACGUCGGCCCCGCCGGCGGACAACGACAUCGAUCAGUGGACGGAAAUACGACUCUCGCACUCGGACAGCACCAGUUCGAGCUAUUCGAAUCAAUCGCUGCUGGAGCAGCAGGCUCUCGAUGGAGCCGGCAGCCUAGGCGGCCAUGGCUUGGGCUAUGGCCUGGGCGGCCUGGAUGCGGAUGCGCAGUCGCAGCACUCCACCUCGUCGUCGGAUGAGCCCAAGCGCAAAGUGACCUGCACUACGAUAUUCCAGGACGAUAGCAGCGGUAUCGGCAUCGGCAUCGGCCUGGCCGGCCAGCAGAUGAGCCGCAAGCAGAGCCUCAGCCAGUGGCUGUCGCGUUCGAAUAGCUUCAAGAGCAGCGGACGGCGGCAAAGCCUUGAUCUGUUGAUCGAUGCCGGCGACAAGGUGAAGGACGUGUUUAGCUAUGGCUUUCAGAAGGUCGGACGCAGUCUGGAGCGGCGCAACAGCGAAUCGGAAAUGGCCAACGAUGGCGGCGAGACGGAUGCGCUGCUUGCCGCAACAGCAGCAACAACAACGACGACGGCGGCGACGGCAGCAGCAGCGGCGGCGGCGGCGGCAGCGGCUGGGAAUGCCUCGGCGUGCAGCAACAAUAGCGGCAGCGGCAGCAGCAGCAGCGGCGGCGCCGGCGAUUUCUUUCUCUUUAGCAGAUCCUCAGAACCCAAAGAAUUACUAUCCGAUGAGCAGGUUGAGAAUUUGCUAUUGAAUCAUAUGGUUGAUGAGCACGGCGUCAUCAUUGUGGAGGAGUUAAAGUCACCAACGGCCGCAGCAAUCACAACACGAACGUCAGCAACAGCAACAACAUCAACUAGCUUGCAGCAGCAACAACAGCAACAGCAACGUGCUGCUUUAUUGUUUUAAGCUGAGCUAUAUACCUUAAACUCCGGAACUGCUGCUUUAACCAUUUUCCGAGCAAUUAGUAAGAGGCGUACAUAUCACUUGACAUCAUCGCAUCCAUUGUGAAGUGGAUCGGCAGGAGCUGCCCCAAAUCAUUCAAUUGCUUUCUUUUAAUGCAUAGCUUUUCGCUGUGCUCUAAUCCUAAUAUGUGCAAUAAUGUUGUUUAGCGUACAAAAUUCAAAAAAAAAAAAAAAAAAAAAAAACAAGUUACAUUUUAUGCUGUUCAGUAAAUGAAUUAACUAACUAACGCUAGUCCUAGGCGAAAUGCAUACGGAAAAAUCAGUUAGAACAGAUAUAUAUAAAAUUAGCAGCAAAAAACAAAACAACAAUUCAAAAGAG